CAGAAUAGUAGGACGUUAAACCUUAUUUCAUUUAAUUUUCAUUGAAGUUUAUGGCGUUGACAUCAGAAGCCUGGAAUAAAGUAGAACAUAAAGUUGCUGAUACAAUAAAUCUAUGUUUAGUGUCACAUGAAAUCCGAGACUAGGCAGUUCUAUGUUUAAUUUAAUGUUAUAAAGAUUAUAAAGAAGAGCACAUGGAAGUUUGAUCUGCUUGAACAGAACUUGAAGAUAAUAAAGUUGAGAUUUGAUCUGCAUCCACGGAACUUGAAGAUUAUAAAGUUACAGAUUGGUCUGAAUCCACAGAACAGGAAGAUUAUAAACUGUUUAUCGAUGACAUCAUGAGACAAUUAAAUCUAAAUAAAGAGUUGCGCUAAGAUCGUAAAUGAUCUACCGUACGAUUUAUUACCAAAACUUGAAAGAAAAAAAGCCUAGAGUGAAGACGGGUAGCUAUUUUCAAGUGAUAUUUCGGAACGAAGUUGAUUAAUUUUUCUGAUCAAAUUGAGCACCUACCUCAAAAUAAUGAAAUCUAGUAAAAAACUUCAUAGAUGGUUUAUGCUAAUCUCGGUUGUUAGUUUAAUAACGGUUUGGAUAUGGCUUAUUAUGUUCUCUCACCCAAUUUUACAAAACAACCUCCGGUCCAACCAUAAAUUACAAUUUCCGUCGUUCAACUGUCCAGAUGUGUUGAGAUAUAUGACUCAAGGAAAAUGGAUACCAGAAAAAUUAAACUCAUUUGCGCAAAUGGAAAUUGACAUAUUUUUAGAAAAGGCACGGAAAGAUUUUUACCUUCCAGGAACUCUUCAACGAUUGGAUAAUAAAUGUGGAAACGUAACGUUUGAUUGGUUAGUCGGGUUUCAACACCCGUUGCUAUGGUUUCGUGCACUGUGUGAUCCCAAAGGUAAAAACCCUUGUUGUUAUGACAACAUGUGUACAAACCGACCAAUAGAAAUGUGUAAAUGUCCCGGUUGCUAUGAUAUGCGACAACAAGUGAAUGCUGAGUAUGCUAGAUGGGAUUCCGUACACCCAGGUUGCCAGGUUCCGUUACGAUCUCUAGAUAAUAUGUGCAACAGUUUAAAAGACGUCACCAUUUAUUUUAUCGGGGAUUCAUUCAUACGUCAUAUGUAUACUGCUUUUCUAAUGUUGGUCACGGGAGAUAUGUAUGACGGUGCCAUGGCUGCCGAACUUAUGUCACCCUAUAACCACAGUAAAUGUUUGGGUAUGUAUGCGUUUAGUGAACGAGAUUGCCGAGGAUUUCUUCAACCGAAAGCAGAAUUGUGUCACAAAUCGCUUAAUGUCGAAGUCAUGGAACUUUCUAGAAUAGACAACAGUGAUUUAAUCAUUAGAACUAUCAAAAAACUUGAAAAUCACCCAAAAAGUAUGGUAGUCAUGGGAAUCGGUAUCCAUGACAACUAUAAUUCAGAAAAGACUGCAGACACGUUGUUAUCACCAAUAGUAACGGAAAGAUUCGCGUUAAAUCAAACAUGGCCGAGACUUUUGUGGGCUGCACCGCAUGCGCCUGGAUUGUUAAAGACGCCAAGAGUUCCGGAACAAAGUCAUGCAAGUGUGAUAAAGUUUAAUGACAAUAUCAGAUAUUAUUUAAGCAAAUGGAAUAUUCCAAUAUUUGACAGUUUUAAUUUAACUAAUGGUGUGAAUAGUUUUGAUGGAGCUCAUUAUGGACUUGGUGUUAAUUUAAUCAAAGUUAAAAUAUUAAUAGAAUAUAUCAGAGAAUUAAGAUCACGAGAAAAAUGGUGA
Molecule: messenger RNA, 1746 nt
Organism: Patella vulgata (common limpet)
Lineage: Eukaryota; Metazoa; Mollusca; Gastropoda; Patellidae
Exons: 3
Coding region: 517-1746 (409 amino acids)
Source: RefSeq, a predicted model, not a curated record